UUCUCCCUCCAAAAUAUUACACAGUAUUUGCGCGCCAUCUACUCGUUUAUCGUCGGUUUUCCAAUCAUUCCAGUCGGACAUCUUCGAUUUCCAUUCUCUUCUUCUUCUUAUUUCCAAUGAAAAUGUAAACAAACACAGCAAGAAAAUUGAUUUCUUUUCGUUUACUUUUGCGAAUUUGUGGAAUUUGGUGAAGAAAAAGAUCUCAGAAGAUGCCCAAAGUUGUGUCAAGGAGUAUUGUGUGUUCUGAUUCAAAGGAUCAAGAAGAGUACAAUGAGACAAAGCCCUUGAACAUCUACUACUGCCUCUGUGGGAUGAUGUCCCUCAUUCUAGAUUGUAACAUUGAGAAGCUACCCCUGCGUCAGGCAGAUGGAGCGAGGGUAAUUGAUGGUGCAUACCAUGCCCACAAGAUCACGAGCAUCCCCGAUGAGACAACCUUCAUCCGGAGAGCAAAGGGGAUUGAGAAGCAAUUCCGGAUGAAGUGCAAACGCUGCUCCCUACCACUGUACUAUCGUCACAGCACCGGAAGCAAUGUUACGUUCAUCUUCAGGGGUGCUUUGGUGUCUUCGCGAGCUGGUGGUGAGAACCAAACCACCGGCACGGGAUUUGAUGUCUACAAGCAAGUAGUUCAGGCUACGCCACAGAAAAUCAUGGUGACGAAACAUACGAAGAAUAUGGGCAAGUUUAGUUCAGUCACAGUGUCAACAAUUGAUGAGGAAGAGGAUGAAAUUGAAGCACGUGAAAUUGCCGAUAGCUAUGCUAAUAAUGCUCGAAUAAUUGAGAAGCAAUUGCAGAGAAAAUCAAGUAAAACGAAUGAGGGCACGCAGAAAAGCGGCGAUAGUGAAGCUGGUCCGAGUCAAUGCAAAAAAUCACGCGGAACUCUUAUCGAUAUGUGAAGAAAAUGUGAAAGAGUAAGAAUAAAAUGCGAUCUCUUUUGCAAAA
Messenger RNA from Lutzomyia longipalpis, 939 nucleotides. RefSeq names its product STING ER exit protein. The record is from RefSeq and is a predicted model, not a curated record. Bases 210 to 893 code for a protein of 227 amino acids. NCBI's taxonomy places the organism in Eukaryota, Metazoa, Arthropoda, Insecta, Diptera, Psychodidae. The transcript is spliced from 3 exons.